Neltuma alba is the source of this 1111-nucleotide messenger RNA. RefSeq names its product isoliquiritigenin 2'-O-methyltransferase-like. Gene Ontology annotation, molecular function: protein dimerization activity; O-methyltransferase activity. The record is from RefSeq and is a predicted model, not a curated record. The transcript has 4 exons. Bases 29 to 1111 code for a protein of 360 amino acids. NCBI's taxonomy places the organism in Eukaryota, Viridiplantae, Streptophyta, Magnoliopsida, Fabales, Fabaceae.
UACAACAAAAAGAAUCUAGCAAUUAUAGAUGGAUGCCAACAAUGAGAAUCAGGAACAUGCUUCUGUUUGUUCUUUUAAUCCUAUGAUGUUGUCUACUGAUCAUGUUUACCUUGCAGUGUUAAAUGCUGCUAUUGAGCUGAACUUGUUUGAGAUUAUUGGUAAGGGAAGCCCUAAGGGCAUGUCUGCCUCCGAAAUCGCUUCCAAGCUAGGGACUCCACACGCCGGCAUGGCUCAUCGGCUAGACCGAAUGUUGUUUUUGCUUUCUAAUUACUCUUUCUUGACUUGUUCUUCCAACAAACUUGAUCAACAUGGUAAGAUUGAGAGGCUUUAUGGUCUAUCUCCUGGUGGUAAAUACUUAAUCACCAAUGAAGAUGAAACUUCUUACGUUAGACUCUUCAAAUUAUGUAAUCAUCCCACUUUCAUAAAGAUUUGGCAAAACUUCAAGCAAGUGAUUCUUGAUGAGGAAGAGGACCUUUUCAAGACAGUUAAUGAGAUGUCUAUUUACGAAUAUAUGGAAAUGGAUCCAACGUUCAAAACUACUUUUCAUGGGGCAAUGGCUGAUUUAUCGAUCAUACAGAUGAAGGAUGUACUUGAGACAUAUAAAGGAUUUGAGGGAAUAUCAACACUUGUUGAUAUGGGUGGUGCCAUUGGCCAAAGUCUUAGAAUGAUCGUCUCCAAGUAUCCUUCAAUUCAGGGCAUUAACUUUGACUUACCAUCCGUCGUACAACAUGGCCUAUCCCAUCCAGGAAUAAAGCAUGUUGGAGGAGAUAUGUUCAAAAGCGUUCCACAAGGUGAUGCUAUAAUGAUGAAGUUUAUAACUGAUAACUGGGCAGAUGAAAACUGCAUACAGAUUUUAACAAACUGCCAUAGAUCUCUCAAAAACGAAGGCAAGCUUAUUAUUAUUGACCUGAUAAUGCCAGAAAUACCAAAUGGAAGCGAUGAGCAUAAAUAUGUUUCAGUUCUUGACAAUCUCAUGUUCUUGCAAGCUGGUGGAAAGGAACGAACUGAGAAAGAAUUCGAAGCUCUUUGUAGAGCUAGUGGCUUUUCCAGCUACAAAAUUGCAGCUCGUGUUCCUUCCGCAGCUUUAGGAGUCAUUGAGUUUUACAAAUAA